Messenger RNA from Puccinia graminis f. sp. tritici CRL 75-36-700-3, 2289 nucleotides. RefSeq lists its product as uncharacterized. Lineage: Eukaryota; Fungi; Basidiomycota; Pucciniomycetes; Pucciniales; Pucciniaceae. The transcript has 3 exons. The record is from RefSeq and is a predicted model, not a curated record. Bases 1 to 2181 code for a protein of 726 amino acids.
AUGCGGUUUCCUUACGGCAGCAGUGAUUGCGUGCAUCGUCACCCAAUCUGUCUCAUCUUCUGGUCCUUGACGGUCAUUUCGGCUACCAAUCUCAACGACCUGGAGCUCAAUAGGUUGGAUCAAAGGGCGUUCGACAGACCAGGGCCAGCAGGUCGGCAGGUAUUCGCCAGCUCGCCUGAACACCCCAUUUACACCUGGGCUUCGAUGCCAUACGAGUCGAAUGUGGUAUCGGAGGAAAGACAUUCCCUGCUAUCGGCCCCGCUCACCGACCGGAAUGUAGACAAGAGGCCCUUUGCCCCUCCCUCUGCUCAAGAACCGUCCCUGAUCGCUUUUGAGCCUCUGGCUGAUGGGCAAGCAGGCUCGAGAAAACGCAUGAAGCAUAGUCAGGAACAGCAGGCUUCAACCCGAAGAACGCCCAUUUAUUAUGACUUCAUGCCUGGCGCUUCACAUGCUCACGAAGACAGUGACCAAGCGGAGCAACCCUCCACACCAAGAACGCCCAUCUAUUAUGAACUUAUGCCUGGCUCGUCGCAUGCUCAAGAAGGGAGCUAUCAUACAGGCCCCAGUCAUUUAAGUCUCGAGGGGCAAGUCAAUCAGGUCGACAUUCAAACGCCGAUUCAAAGACUUCCUCACGACCCGAAUGACCCACUGGCAGGUCAUCUCUCGCAAGUUGCCCAAGCCGCUGAAGGACCAUCGGGUUCCAUUCAGACCAUGCCACCCGAAAUCCGAAUUUUGGAAUCAGUGGAAGCCAAUCACAUUCCGGCACCAAAGCCAGCUCUUCCACAAUCUAACUCGAUCGGAUUAAACGGAAAGAUCUUGGUCCCAAUUCUCAGCGAAUACUACCAAAGCUUCUCACAGAAACUUGAGGAGAUUUGGAAUGAGUUUAAUGGCUGGAAGGUCCCAUGGCAAAACGAGCAUCGAAAACUGCCGAUCGGAUUUUUUAAUCGGCCCAAUACGAAAGAUUCGCGGAUCAUCAGAAUCCUAGAGUAUCCCCAUCGAAACACCCAGAAGGCGACAGUGAUCAGAUCGCUUUACAAGAACUUGCUUUCCAGGAUACAUGAGUUACACUUAGCCGGCUCGAGUGUUCCUUCUGAGCACUUCUUUCAUGUCCGGAAUAUCUUCGAUCGACUCGAGAAAGAAAUCUUGAACCCGGGGAACGGAGUGCCAUUGACGGGUAUCAGCGAGGCCACUGCGGAUGGCUGGAAAAAACACUUUUCUCAAACUGAAUUCGGAGAGAUACAGGAAAUGUUAAUCGGAUACUUCUCGGGAAAACAGAAGGGCAUCCAGUCUGAUCUGGCGGCUGAGUUGAUAAAAUCGUACUAUACAGAUUUGGAAAAUGAUCGACGAGCCUUAAUUAGCCAUCACGAAAAACUGAGCAAAGUGUUGGACGCAUCAAAAGAGAUUCCCAUGGAGCCAUACUUCGGGGACCGGUUCAAGUUCAUUUUCAACUUACCAGACGGCCAUCGACGCUUCAAGGAGUUUCUCGAAUAUGGGGGGAGAUUAUCGAUUCCAGGGCAUUCGACUCUGGACGUAUUACAAACCGCAUUUUCAGAAUUUUUGCAAGAAUUUCGACAGACACAAGACACGCUCCACCGGGCCACCGAAAGAACCGACCAUGCAGGACUGGAGAUCUGUUUGUUAACUUACACCAAGCUCGACAACAUGCGCACCAUGAGGGUUUUGGAUCCUGCAAAGAAACAUCCAUAUUCCAUCGAAGGCUUCAAGCCGAUCUACAAUCACUUGAUCAGGGCCGUCGAGUUCCUGCACGUGGCGAUUCUUAACCAGUUUCAACUAUCGAAGGAGGAGCACGAACAGAGAAGGCUGGCUCUGUUGUCUUGGGUUGGAGAUCAGAUUAUGAAGCCGAAAGAUACUUACCCGAUAUUCGGCAGGAUCCAAGGGAGCCUGAAUUCGCCCAAUCUGAAGGCCAAAAUGCAAUCUGGGGAGAAAUUGUUCCCACCCAUUCAGUUAUCCCUGAUCAAAUACUUCUCCGGCUCGAGAACUACUUCUUAUCCUCUAGCCAGAUAUACUGCAGCAUUCAUCCUAGCAACGUGGUAUGAGUUCCAUCAUCCAAAGGAGUUUGAGAACUUCUUCUUUGAUCGGUUUAAUCCUUGUGAAACUUUAGGUCAGGCAGAGGUACUAAAGAAAAGAUAUAAAAACCCUCUCUACUAUGAAGAAAGCUGAAUUGGAGAUUUUAUCGUCACACUUACCAUUUCAUCAUGCAAAUUAUGUAUCCACACAUAUUAAAGCCCUUCUCUUGUUUUCUUACAUGAGAUUAGCUAUCCCACAUGC